AUGCAUCUCGUCUCUGUGGAAAGUAACAAAAUUGGAAAUAUAUUUUCGGUAACCAAAAAACCAUGGCAUCUUCAAAGUCCACAACUUUACAGAACGGGGUACCAAGUCCUCAGCCAUUGAAGAGAGACAGCCUGUCAUCCUUGAUUUUGAUCGCACGUUCGAGCAAAUUCAUACAUCCGCAGCUCGUAUGCGAGAUCAUGUAUUGCAGCUUGAAAACCACGUUUUGGACAGAACGGAACUGUACAAGAACUCUGGCCGUUUACGCACCAUUACCGCUGUGCCUCUUGCGAACGAGCCGGCUGAUUUGAAGGAUACAACGGGCAACGCGCAAAGCGACCAGUCUGUACAGCCUGGAGCUCAAACCGCAAAACUUCUUCUUACUGCUCGGCAGCGAUAUUCAUACGAUCCAGAAAUCCGAGACAGUUUGGCCUUCAAAACAGUAUAUGGUCCAUAUAUUGUGCUUCGCCAAGUGGAUGAGUCGAGUACUGACGGGGCUAUCUCAAGAAGAUACAAAGACGACAUUGAAGAACGGAAAAGACAAGCUUUUGAUUUACUUCAUGGUUCAUUUCCCCUGCUCGGAAAAGCUGCAUAA
Hymenoscyphus albidus is the source of this 592-nucleotide messenger RNA. NCBI's taxonomy places the organism in Eukaryota, Fungi, Ascomycota, Leotiomycetes, Helotiales, Helotiaceae. The record is from the annotation of a GenBank genome assembly.